AAUUAUAAGGGAAAAAGGAAUCUUGAUUCUUGAUAUCAUUCAUCGGUGAGAAAUGUAAACACGGCAUAAGACUGGUUUACUUCUUCUCUUGUUUUCUUCUGACAACUUUUUUCACUUUUUUUUUUUUUUUUCNAUGUGAACAAGAGAAUGUACUCUCAAGAACCCUUCAAUUCAGGCGGAUAAAAAACGGUGUGUGCCUUUUCAAUUUCAUAGAUCCAACUUACAAGAAUACUGCAGAAAAAAGCUUGGGAAAUCUACACGAAAAUGGAGGGAUGUGAUGAUUUUCGAAAAUGGGACGAAUUAAUACCCGAUGCACUCGGAUUGAUAUUCAAGAAUCUUCCACUACUUGAGAUACUAACAGUAGUUCCAAGGGUUUGCAAAGCGUGGGGAAAAACCGUAAAUGGGCCUUACUGCUGGCAAGAGAUAGACAUCGAGGAAUGGAGCAGAGAAUGCAAGCCCGAAAUUCUCGACCGAAUGCUUCAACUGCUGAUCACGAAAAGCUGUGGUUCGGUGAGGAAACUUUCUGUUUCGGGUCUCUCUAGUGAGCAGAGCUUUUUGUUCAUUGCAAAUCACGCUCAAUCCCUGCGGGCCCUACGCCUCCCAAGGAGUGAGAUAACCGACCCUAUAAUGGCGCGGGCCUCUUGUUCUCUUUCGUCCCUCACCUCCCUCGACCUCAGCUACUGCAUUCGGGUUGGGGCCCGCGGGCUCGAGGCCGUGGGCCGGGCUUGCCGCUCCCUGACGAGCCUCCGGCGAGUCAUGCACCCUUUGGAGGUCGUCGGGAAGCCGUUUCAAGAUGACGAGGCUCUGGCGGUGGCGGCCACAAUGCCUCGGCUCCGACAACUCGAGAUCGCCUAUUUGCUCGUCCGAACGCAUAGUGUUGUCGAGAUCAUCAAGCAUUGCAAGAAGCUCGAGUUGCUCGAUGUUCGAGGGUGUUGGGACGUGAAUUUGGAGGAAGGGUUCGUGAAGGGGUUCAAGGGGUUGAGAGUGGUGGGGCCCGUUGUCGUGGAUUGUUACGAUGAUGAUUUUGGUGGAUAUAUGUUUGGAUGUGUGAUGUGA
Striga asiatica is the source of this 1056-nucleotide messenger RNA. The record is from the annotation of a GenBank genome assembly. Lineage: Eukaryota; Viridiplantae; Streptophyta; Magnoliopsida; Lamiales; Orobanchaceae.